AUGAAGCCGCUGAAGGGAAUCCGUGAACCCGGAAGUGAACGAGUUGGCCCACACAGCAGAGGCUGUUUCCGCGGAGACCGAUCUGAGGGAGUAAACAUGAACAGAGGCGAGCUGAGAGGCAUCGUGUCGGAGCGGCUGGGCGCGGUGACCGGGGCGGUGCUGGCCGCGGUGGAUCGGGCCGUGGCCGGAUACGAGCGGGAGGCGUCGGGCUUCCGGCGGGAGAUCGACCGGCAGCAGAGGCAGCUGGAGCUGCUGCAGCUGGAGCUGCUGCAGCCGCAGGUCCGGCUGCGCAGAGCAGCCAACGAGCCGAUCCCAGAUCUGCAGAGCCAGGAGGAGGAAGGCGGUGAGGAAGAGGAGCAGCAGCCCAGCGGUGACAGUCGACAUGAUGAAGGGGCGGAGCCAACGACGACCUUCAGGCCAAACCAAGAAGACCUGAAGGACAGGCAUCAUGGGAAACCACCAAGGAAGCGACUCAACUUGUCUAAACUCUACGAUCUGAGAGAGACGAUCGCGGAGCUGCUGCAGCGGGCGACCAGAGACGUGCUGGCGGCGGUGGAGUGGACCGGAACCGGGAGCGAGGAGGCGGCGGCGCCGGGCGUCAGGCGGGAGAACCGCGGCCAGCAGCCAGACGCGGCGACACAGGAAGUGGAGGUCGUCGUGGAGGAAGAGGAGCAGCAGCUCACAGGUCGGACUCACCGGGAGACUGGUUCCCACAGAACCAGAACCUCCUGCCAAUCAGACGAACUGCUGGGUUCAGGCGCUGGCGGAGUGGAGCGUCUGCCGCUGAGCGAUGAAGACGGUGCUGGUGAUGAAGAGCCAGUAGACGCCUCCAGGCUGAAGCAAGAAGACGUGACGGACCCGGACUACGAGAUCCCAUCAAGGUCGGCUCAGGUCAGAGGUCAUCCUGGAGGCCGGCGGCCCGGCAGACCUCGGCUCAGCAGACCAGCUGACCAUCUGACGCUCCGGGUCCGGAUCCUGGAGGAUUCCCGGACCAGAUGCAUGCUGGGAGCUCUCUCCCAGUGCAUGCGGGAGCUCUGCCGCUGUCUCCCAGUGCAUGCUGGGAGCUCUGCCGCUGUCUCCCAGUGCAUGCUGGGAGCUCUGCUCACUAACGCUGUGCUGCUGUCAGUGUUUCAGCGCAGCGCGGUUCUGGACCUGCAGUGCCCCCGCGGGCUGUCGGAGCCGGGCUUCCUGGACCUGCUGCGCUCACGCUGCCCCCUGCUGGCGGGGGCGGCCCUUCGACGUCUUCAUCGCCGCCAAGAACCGGCGGCUGCAGCCGCUGGCGGCGCAGAGCUGACGCCGGAGCAGAUCUGCUGCAGCCACCGCUCAGGCGGGAACCCGACGCUCUACAUCCGGCUGAAGGAAAGCGAGGAGCCAUGUUCAGCCGCGGCGAUGAAGACGGAUCAAACCGACCUUCAUUCCCGCCAUGUGGACAGCAGCGAGGAAGCCGACCCAGGCCUUGAUGCUGCAGAUGACACCUGGAGCCCUGACCCCAAACCGCUGACCGCCAAGAGGUCGAGGAAACGGAAGGAGAAAAGGGCGCCGCAGCUGACCUUGGAGACCAAGAGGUCCUGUAAGGUGUGUGGCGCCUGGUACCGGCAGCUGGGCAGUUUGAUCAGCCACGUCUGGAACCACGCAGGCGACCCGCAGGGCGUCUGCGGCGCCUGCGGAGAGAAGUUUGAGUCUCCAGACCAGCUGAAGGAGCAUCUACGAAACCACCAGCAGGUCCACAGCUGCCAGCACUGCGGGAAGACGUUCGUCUCGGUCCAGAGCCUGAACCUCCACGAGGCCAAGCACACCGGAGAGAGUCGCUUCAAAUGCGGCGUCUGCAGCAAAACCUUCACCAACACGGCCUCCCUGAACUACCACCAGUGGCUGCAUGUGGAGGACAAGCCUCACAAGUGUGACGUCUGCCUCAAGACCUUCGGCUUGGAGUCGCACCUCCUGUCCCACAAAAAGCUGCACACGGUCAAGGAGAAGCACGUCUGCGACGUCUGCAACAGGUCGUUCCGCCUUCGCCGCGCCAUGACCCAGCACCGCCUGACCCACUCCGACGACAAGCAGUACGCCUGCGACGUCUGCGGGAAGCGCUUCAAGCUGGAGGGCUCGCUGAAGGUCCACGCCAAGACGCACACGGAGAGGGACCGGACGUUCCUGUGCCACGUCUGCUGCCGGACGUUCCUGUGGAAGGGAACGCUGAUGGCUCACCUGAAGACCCACAGCAGCGUCCGGCCGUUCGUCUGCGCCGUCUGCACCAAGGGCUUCUGGUUCAAGUGCGACCUGAAGAAGCACAUGAGGAUCCACUCCGACGAGGCGCCGUACGAAUGCUCGGAGUGCGGCCGGCGCUUCAAGCAGAAGGCCAACCUGGACAGCCACGUCAAGAUCCACCUGGGCAUCAAGAGGUUCGUGUGCGCCGAGUGUGGGAAGGAGUGCUCCCGCCGGGAACACCUGAAGGUCCACAUGAGGACCCACAACGGAGACAAACCCUACAAGUGCAGCGUCUGCGACAGGGCCUUCACCCAGAGCCACUGUCUGAAAACACACAUGAAGAGUCACCCAGCGGACCUGGACCUGGAUCCCACCCGGAACCAAGAGAUGGACGAAAACCCGGCUCUGGACCCGACUCAGAGCCACGAGAUGGACCCGGUUCUGGACCCAUCAGAAACCUGAACUCAGAGACAGAAUGGUACCUUAAACCCAGGACUUUAUACCAACCAGGCUUUUACUGCUGAUAAUUAACUUGUAAUGACAAAUGAAAUAGAAAUAAACAGUUCAUCUCUGCA
Messenger RNA from Poeciliopsis prolifica (blackstripe livebearer), 2780 nucleotides. RefSeq lists its product as uncharacterized. Gene Ontology annotation, biological process: regulation of transcription by RNA polymerase II. Lineage: Eukaryota; Metazoa; Chordata; Actinopteri; Cyprinodontiformes; Poeciliidae. Gene Ontology annotation, molecular function: RNA polymerase II cis-regulatory region sequence-specific DNA binding; DNA-binding transcription factor activity. The transcript has 10 exons. The coding region runs from base 1 to 2667 and encodes 888 amino acids. The record is from RefSeq and is a predicted model, not a curated record.